CUCACGUUGGAGCCCCGGCCGCCGCUGCUGCUGCUGCUGCCAGCUCUGGCUCUGGAUCACCUGCCCGGCGGCAGCGGCGGCGGCGGGGAAGGGGAAGGUGCUUCAUCCUGGGCUCCCCGCCGGUGGUGCCUUCCUCUUCCUCCUCUUCCUCGGCCGCCAGCGCCGCCAGCCGCGGGUAUAUGGAGAGGAGCUCGUUGCGGCAGCUCGUUCAGGAGCAGCUUGAUCCCAAAAACACCGGUUUUGUUGGAGUGGAGACCUUCGCCAGCCUGGUCCACAGCCAUGAACUCCCUCUGGAUCCUGCAAAACUGGAGAUGUUGGUGGCCUUGGCACAGAGCAACGACGAGGGUCAGAUCUGCUAUCAGGAGCUGGUAGAUCUGGUCAGUGGCAUCAGCAGCAAACGUUCCAGCAGCUUCAAGCGGGCCAUCGCCAAUGGACAGAGGGCCCUGCCUCAGGAUGGCCUCCUGGAUGAGACCGGGCUGGGCUUCUACAAACGCUUUGUGCGCUAUGUGGCAUACGAGAUCCUCCCGUGUGAGAUGCACCGACGGUGGUACUUCUACCAGCACCGUGCCUGUCCUCCGCCGGUCUUCAUGGCUGUGGUCACACUCACCCAGAUUAUCGUUUUCCUUUGCUACGGAGCACGGCUGAACAAGUGGGUGUUACAGACCUACCAUCCAGAGUACAUGAAAAGCCCUUUGGUCUAUCAUCCUGGACAUCGUGCCCGGGCCUGGAGGUUUCUCACAUACAUGUUCAUGCAUGUAGGAUUAGAACAGCUGGGGUUCAACGCGCUCCUGCAGCUGAUGAUCGGGGUACCACUAGAGAUGGUGCAUGGCGUUCUUCGCAUCAGCUUCCUCUACCUCGCAGGAGUCCUGGCAGGUUCGCUGACUGUCUCCAUCACCGACAUGAGAGCCCCCCUGGUUGGAGGUUCAGGGGGCGUCUACGCCCUUUGCUCGGCUCACCUGGCCAACGUCGUCAUGAAUUGGGCUGGGAUGCGUUGCCCCUAUAAACUCCUCCGUAUGGUGCUGGCAUUGGUGUGCAUGAGUUCCGAAGUGGGCCGUGCCGUCUGGCUGCGUUUCUCACCGCCGUUGCCCUCCGCUGGCCCCCAGCCCAGUUUCAUGGCCCACUUGGCCGGAGCCAUUGUGGGCAUCAGCAUGGGCCUGACCAUCCUUCGCAGCUAUGAGGAAAACCUGCAGGAUCAGUGCGGGUGGUGGGUGGUGCUCCUGUCCUAUGCCACCUUCCUGGUUUUCGCCGUCUUCUGGAACAUCUUCGCUUACGACCUCCUGGGCACACAGAUCCCGCUGCCCCCGUAGCCCUCAGCCCAGCCCGGGUUCUCUUGGCAUCUGGAUGACCCUGGGAAGGCCCAGACUUUUGCAGGGU
Thamnophis elegans (Western terrestrial garter snake) is the source of this 1374-nucleotide messenger RNA. RefSeq names its product rhomboid like 1 (gene RHBDL1). The transcript is spliced from 8 exons. NCBI's taxonomy places the organism in Eukaryota, Metazoa, Chordata, Lepidosauria, Squamata, Natricidae. The record is from RefSeq and is a predicted model, not a curated record. Bases 180 to 1307 code for a protein of 375 amino acids. Gene Ontology annotation, cellular component: membrane. Gene Ontology annotation, molecular function: serine-type endopeptidase activity.